AAUCUAGUCUUAUGUUUCCAAUUUGUAAAUUUAUCAUCUUAAAAAAGUUGAUCAAAAACCAAAUUUCAGUGCGAUUCUCAUGGAAAAUAUACGUUGUUUAUCUCCACUUAGUAAACUAACCAUCGAUGGCUGAUCGAAGCGAACGCUGGGACAAGCUGCGGCUGCUGCUCUGGAAGAACUGGACCAUCCAGAAGCGGCACAAAGUGCAGACCAUCUUCGAGAUUGUCAUUCCGGCGCUAUGCUGCUCGAUGCUGAUCAUGGUCCGGGGACUGAUCGAGCCGAUCAAGAUCAAGAGACCGAUUCUGUACCAACCGAUUCCCGCCAACUACUACGGAACCUUCAACUGGAUGAUACCUCCGGUUCUACCUGUUGUCGUCUACUCUCCGAAAAACCGGAUACUGGAUGAAAUUGUUUCCAACGCGAUUCAUAAAUAUUUGGACACCUCGACUACAUUCACGCAUGAAGCAUUCGCAGACUCUGAACAGCUUCACCAAGCGCAGGUGAAAAAGAACUACUUUGUAGGGAUUGAGUUCGAUGAUUUGAUGGCGAACAUAACAAAACCACCAGGAGAAAUUCACUUUGCACUACGGUUUCCGUCCGAAUCUCGAAGCAGUACCUGGAAGUUUCCGGACUGGCAAACCAAUCUUUUGGUAGAUCCGUUUAGUUUAGGUGCUCGAGACCGGGAACGUGACGAUGGUGGAGACCCUUUCUAUUUCCUGGAUGGGUUUAGCCCAAUUCAGGCGGCCCUUUCGAUGGCCAUCAUCAGUGCUCACGAUCCGGAUCGAGGGGAUCCUGGACAAAUAUUGUUGAAUCGCAUUCCCUACCCACCGUUUACUGAAGACAAUCUGCUACCGGCCAUGCAACAGCUGCUACCCUUGAUCAUCCUGAUCUCGUUCUUCUACACCUGCAUCAACACCGUCAAGUACAUCACAAUCGAAAAGGAGCGGCAGCUAAAGGAAGCGAUGAAGAUCAUGGGCCUACCAAACUGGCUUCACUGGACCGCUUGGUUCCUGCGCUGUAUGGGCUCGUUACUCGUUACCAUUACCCUUGUUACGCUGCUGAUGACCGUCAAUCUCUCGUUUCGAUCGGACCUCUCGGUUUUGAGGAAUUGCAACUGGACGGUUCUGUGGGUGUUUCUGCUAGCGUUUUCGGUGGCUACUGUCUCCUUCUGCUGCAUGAUGAGCGUAUUCUUCAAUAGAGCUAACACUGCCGCUGGAAUAGCUGGGCUGAUGUGGUUCUUCACGAUGAUGCCGUACAACAUUACCGUCAGCAACUAUGACGACAUGGGACUCGCUUCGAGGUUAACCCUCAGUCUACUGUCGAAUACAGCAAUGUCUUAUGGAGUUCUUAACAUCGUCCGACUAGAAGCUAACGAGAUAGGUCUCCAGUGGUUCAACCUUUUCUCCCCUGCCACCAUGAAUGACCGGCUUAACGUAGGAUUGGUGAUCAUAAUGCUUCUGGUAGAUGCCAUGCUAUACAUGGGGAUAGCGCUCUACAUCGAGCAAAUCAUGCCCGGUGAGUUCGGGGUGGCAAAACCUUGGAACUUUCUGUUCACCAAAGAAUUCUGGAACAGGGACAAAAUCGAGGACAGCAGCUAUCAGAAUGUAUAUCCAUUUAACAUUUUUGAUUCAAAAUACAUUGAGCCGGAUCCUCCUAAUCUGUAUGCUGGCAUCCAGAUCCGCAAACUCCGCAAGGCAUACACCAAAAAAGUAGCCGUCCAUGGGUUGACCUUAAACAUGUACGAGAAUCAGAUCACCGUCCUCUUAGGACAUAACGGAGCUGGAAAAACCACCACCAUGUCCAUGCUAACGGGUAUUUUCUCACCGACCUCCGGAACAGCUCUGAUCAAUGGCCACGACAUUCGCACGGAUCUAGAUGGGGCCCGGCGUUCCCUAGGUCUCUGCCCUCAACAUAAUGUCCUCUUCGACGAACUAACUGUAUCGGAGCACAUACGGUUUUUCGCAAAACUGAAAGGACUAUCCGAAGAAGACAUUCAACAGGAGGUUGACAAAUACGUUCAGCUACUAGAACUGAGCGAUAAGGCAAACGCUCAAUCCCAUACCCUUUCCGGAGGGAUGAAGCGCAAACUGGCAGUGGGAGUUGCCCUCUGUGGAGGAUCCCGAGUUGUCCUGCUGGACGAACCAACGUCAGGGAUGGACCCUUCGGCUCGUCGUGCCCUUUGGGAGCUUGUUCAGAAGGAAAAAAUAGGACGAACGAUUCUUCUAACAACUCACUUCAUGGACGAAGCCGACGUGCUAGGAGACCGAAUUACAAUAAUGGCUGAGGGAAGCCUGAAAGCUGCAGGCUCCCCAUUCUUCCUGAAGAAAACUUUCGGAACCGGAUAUCGAUUGAUUUGCGUCAAGCGGGAGAAUUGUAAUCGGGAGCUUUUGUUGGACAUAUUGAGGCGACACAUUCCGGAUGUUAGGUUGGAUACAGAUAUCGGAACCGAACUGUCCAUCAUCUUACAGGAAGAGUACGUCAAACAGUUUCAGCCGAUGCUGGAGGAUUUGGAGCAGCAGAUCGAAGCUUGUGGGAUUUCGAGUUAUGGUAUUUCUCUGACCACGAUGGAGGAUGUCUUUCUGAGGUCCGCGUGUUCUACUGAUUGCAAUUUGUCAAACAUUUCAAUCAUGUCAAUCAAUCAAUCAAUCGAUUUAAAUGCUUUCGAAAACAUUCACUUGCUCACGGGACGAGAGUUACUGAUCAACCAAAUUCAAGCCCAAUUCUUCAAAAACUAUUUGUCGACACUCCGAAGACCGAUUUCGCUAUCGAUGCAGGUUCUUAUUCCGAUCAUGUUUGUCAUCAUGACCUACUUCAUCAUCCUGAAUGCCAUCAAGGAAUUGCCACCGUUGGACAUCAACCUGGAAUCUUACAGUGAAUCCGUUACUGUACUGGAAGACCACCAAGCAACGGUAGCCGCAGCUUAUCGAUCCCAAUUCACGAACCUAAGCCAAGUCUAUGAACUAGUUGUGAUCCACGAACCGAUGAACGAUUUCAUCCUUCGAAAAAGUAAAGAGUCCAUUGCCAUCGUCAAUACCCGAUAUUGGGUUGGCGCAACAGUGACCUCAAGCUUCGGAGGAACGGCCUGGUUCAACAACAAGGGAUAUCACACCAUUCCACUGGCCCUGAAUUUGCUGAUGAACGCCUUCUGGAAGGUUUCCUGCAGCGAAUGCGAAAUUCUAGUGACCAACAAACCUCUUCCGUUCCGUCUUGGGACUAGAUUCGAACAGCUGGAAGUGGGUGCUAACGUUGGCUUCCAAUUUGCUUUCAAUACUGGCUUUGCGAUGGCUUUCGUCGGUGCUCUCUACAUCAUGUUCUACAUCCGGGAAAGGACUUCCCGCUCCAAGUUGCUUCAAAUGGUCAGUGGAGUUAAUGUGACACUCUUUUGGGCCUGCUCAUUCCUGUGGGAUUACACGGUGUUCAUAAUCGUGAGCCUACUCUAUCUGGCUGCGGUUGCCGCAAUUCAGCAUGAGUCGUGGUCCGAGUUUUCGCAUCUGAGCAAACUAUUUCUGGUGCUUUUACUCUUCGGAUUCUCGAUCAUUCCCACGACCUACAUGCUCAGCUUUCUGUUUGACGUUCCUGCGACCGGUUUCGUCAAGAUGAUGCUGUUGAAUACCCUCUCGGGGACGGUUGCUUUCACUGCCGUUACGCUGCUCAAGUUUGAAGGCAUCGAGCUGAAGCGUGUUGCCGAGGUGCUGGAGUGUAUCUUCACCUUCUUUCCGAAUUAUGUGUUCAAUCAUGCGCUGAACACUUUGAAUGCGGUUUCGAGCAUCGAGGCCCUCUGUGAUCGACAGUGCAAGCAUAUGCCGAUUUGUUCUCAGGAAUUACUCUGUGAGCUGGUUCCCAAGUGCUGUGAUUUGGAUGUUUUCACUUUCGGCGAAACUGGCAUCAACAAGGAUCUAAUCUUUUUGGUUUUCGUUGGCGUGACGGCUUGUGCCGUAGUUCUCAUGAUUGACUAUCGAACCUACCAGGAGGUGUUUGCCAAGAUACUCAAUAAUUCUAAAAAUGGUGAACCAGAGAUCAACGGCACGGUUUCACCAUCAAUGGAUGACGAUGUACUGGCUGAGAAACAAAAAAUCGGUGCCAUGAGUCCGGAGGAUAUUAAAAAUUACAAUCUGGUGCUGAGAGACGUUUCCAAGUAUUACGGGAAGUUUCGGGCGGUGAACAAUAUUUCCGUUGCGAUCCCAAACUCGGAAUGUUUCGGUCUGUUGGGAAUAAAUGGGGCCGGGAAGACGUCAACCUUCAAAAUGAUGACCGGUGACGUGAACAUCACUUCAGGUGAAGCUUGGGUCACCGGAAUCAGUCUGCUGACGGAUAUGAUCGAAGUUCACAAGCACAUCGGAUACUGUCCCCAGUUCAACGCACUUUUGGACGAUUUGACCGGACGGGAAACACUAAAGUUGUAUGGGCUUCUUCGAGGAAUCCCUCCGGAUGAUAUAGGCAGCGUAUCGGCGAUGCUAGCAGAUGAUCUCAAUUUUACCCGACAUCUGGAUAAGAAAACAAAAGAUUUCAGUGAAGGAAAUAGAAGGAAGCUUAGCACUGCCUUAGCUUUGAUCGGCAAUCCUGUGGUAGUUUAUUUGGAUGAACCGACCACAGGAAUGGAUCCUGGCUCGAAGCGGCACUUUUGGAAUGUAAUGUGCAAAGUUAGGGAAGCUGGAAAAUCGGUCGUCCUCACGUCGCACAGUAUGGAGGAAUGCGAAGCCUUGUGCACCCGGCUGGCCAUCAUGGUCAAUGGGGAGUUCAAAUGUCUCGGCUCGACGCAGCAUCUGAAGAACAAGUUUUCCGAGGGAUUUACUCUGCUGCUCAAAACCAAACCCGAACCACCGGAAGAACUCGAACCGAGGGUUGAAGCGGUGAAACAAUUCGUACAAGAAAAAUUCGAAGGAGCAGUUUUGAAGGAACAGUACCAGGAUUCGUUGAGCUUCCAGAUUCCACGGUCGGAAAUGCGCUGGUCGACCAUGUUCGGGCUGAUGGAAGCUGCCCGUGAAAGUUUGGCCAUUGAGGAUUAUGCUCUGGGGCAAGCCUCGCUGGAACAAGUUUUCCUGCACUUUACCAAAUAUCAGCGGGAAGAAGUGAGUGACUGAUGGAACGGUU
Molecule: messenger RNA, 5091 nt
Organism: Uranotaenia lowii
Lineage: Eukaryota; Metazoa; Arthropoda; Insecta; Diptera; Culicidae
Product: phospholipid-transporting ATPase ABCA1-like
Exons: 10
Coding region: 126-5081 (1651 amino acids)
Biological process (GO): lipid transport; transmembrane transport
Cellular component (GO): intracellular membrane-bounded organelle; membrane
Molecular function (GO): lipid carrier activity; ATP hydrolysis activity; ABC-type transporter activity
Source: RefSeq, a predicted model, not a curated record